This is a messenger RNA of Dictyostelium purpureum, 336 nucleotides long. RefSeq lists its product as uncharacterized. Gene Ontology annotation, molecular function: ATPase activator activity. Gene Ontology annotation, cellular component: PAM complex, Tim23 associated import motor. NCBI's taxonomy places the organism in Eukaryota, Evosea, Eumycetozoa, Dictyosteliales, Dictyosteliaceae. Bases 1 to 336 code for a protein of 111 amino acids. The record is from RefSeq and is a predicted model, not a curated record. Gene Ontology annotation, biological process: protein import into mitochondrial matrix. The transcript has 2 exons.
AUGGCUACUCCAUUCGUUGUUGGUGUUAUGGUUGCCGGUAUGGCAUAUACAGGUAGAUUUAUCGUUAGAGCAGUCCAAAGAGCUAGAAACAGUCAAUCUAUUUUUGAAGUUUCAAAAAAAUCAUUUAAUAUGGAAACAGUAGAAGAAGGCUUCGAGUCUAAAAUGACACCAGAUGAAGCUUACUCUAUUUUAGGUAUUGACAAAAACGCAACUAAAGAAGAAAUUAAAAUUAGACACAAACAUUUAAUGAUCAAAAACCAUCCAGAUAAAGGCGGAUCAUCAUAUUUAGCAACCAAAAUUAAUGAAGCAAAAACUAUUUUAUCGAAUAAUUAUUAA